Messenger RNA from Triticum aestivum (bread wheat), 1970 nucleotides. Its product is annotated as diacylglycerol kinase 5. Gene Ontology annotation, cellular component: membrane. Gene Ontology annotation, molecular function: ATP-dependent diacylglycerol kinase activity. Gene Ontology annotation, biological process: phospholipase C-activating G protein-coupled receptor signaling pathway. The coding region runs from base 285 to 1793 and encodes 502 amino acids. The record is from RefSeq and is a predicted model, not a curated record. Lineage: Eukaryota; Viridiplantae; Streptophyta; Magnoliopsida; Poales; Poaceae. The transcript has 13 exons.
CGCCCGCCUCCCCGCUCCAUGAAUGAACCGCGGGGGAGGGCCGGGGGUCGCUUUCGUCUGCUCUUUCCUCGGCGUCCUCGCCCUCUCGGCGCCCGCCACCACCACCAUCCGGGGAAGGAAAGCCCAGCCCCGAAUCCACUAGCCCCCCUCCCCUAUUAGUACCCCGCUCCCACCAAGAAUCUCCCCCAACUCCUCCCUCCCCGGUCUCCGGCCAGUCCAUCCACCGAAUCCGCCGGACGCGCUGAGCCUCCCCCGACCUCUCCGAACCCGCCGGGCAGUCCAGGAUGGACUGCAGGAUGGACGGAUGUGCAAUUGGUUCUAACGGUUCUGGCAGCAAGUCAUGCGGGCCGCUGUCGGACUACCGCAUUCCAGACUACAUACUAAAGCCGGACUCUGAACGGGUCAUCGUUGAUAAUGCACCAUCUUGUCCCGUGGUAGUCUUCAUCAACUCUAGAAGCGGUGGCCAACUUGGAAGUGGUUUGAUCAAAUCAUACCGGGAAGUUCUCAAUGAAGCACAGGUUUUUGAUCUCUCUGAAGAGUCCCCUGACAAGGUGCUGCACAGGUUGUAUGCCAACUUCCAAAGGCUCAAGUCCAACGGUGACCUUCUUGCUAUUCAAAUAGAGAAGAGCCUGAGACUAAUUGUUGCUGGUGGUGAUGGCACGGCAAGUUGGCUGCUUGGAGUAGUUAGUGAUCUUAAGCUUACACACUCACCCCCUGUCGCUACUGUGCCUCUGGGAACCGGAAACAACCUUCCUUUUUCAUUUGGAUGGGGAAAGAAGAACCCAGCUACUGACCAAGAGGCAGUGAAAUCCUUCCUUGGGCUAGUGAAAGAAGCAAGAGAAAUGAGCAUUGAUAGUUGGCAUAUCAUCAUGAGGAUGCGAGUUCCACAGGAAGGUCCAUGUGAUCCUAUUGCUCCCUUAGAGCUGCCUCAUUCACUGCACGCGUUCCACCGUGUAACUGGCUCUGAUGAGCUCAAUGUGGAGGGUUACCACACAUUCCGUGGAGGAUUUUGGAAUUACUUUAGUAUGGGAAUGGAUGCUCAAGUGUCGUAUGGGUUCCACUCUGAAAGGAAGAAAAAUCCAGAGAAGUUCAAAAACCAGCUAUCGAAUCAGGGUACAUAUGCUAAGCUUGGACUUAAACAAGGAUGGUUUGCUCCUUCUCUAACCCAUUCCUCUUCAAGGAACAUUUCGCAACUUGCAAAGGUGAAGAUCAUGAAAAGACCUGGUGGCAAAUGGGAAGAGCUUAAAAUCCCCAGCAGUAUUCGAUCGAUUAUCUGCCUCAAUUUGCCAAGUUUCUCGGGAGGAUUCAAUCCCUGGGGAACCCCUGGGACGAGGAAGAAACAAGACAGGGACCUGACUGCACCUUAUGUUGAUGAUGGACUCAUUGAGGUUGUCGGCUUCCGUGAUGCCUGGCAUGGUCUCGUUUUGCUGGCCCCUAAUGGACACGGAACUCGUCUAGCGCAGGCUCAUAGGAUCCGGUUCGAGUUCCACAAAGGAGCAGCAGACCACACGUUCAUGAGGGUCGACGGUGAGCCAUGGAAGCAGCCACUCCCCAGCAACGACGAGACUGUCGUCGUCGAGAUCUCCCAUCUCCGUCAGGUCACCAUGCUCGCCAACGGCCACUGCAAGUCGAAGAGCGUCGAGGAACCCCCGACCCCGUCAAGCCACGGGCAUGAGAAUGACGACAGCGACAGCCUGGAGGACGAGGACGAGUGGAAGGAGGGAAGGAAGAAGUUUGGCGCUGCGGACACCUUCAAGUUACCUGAUGAGGUCGACAUUGCGCAUCUUAGCUGAGUGAUUAGUCGAGGUUCCCGCGACUUGUUGAUAUGGUUGAGAUUUCAGAAUGCUCGCUACUGCUGGCAGUGAUUAUUCCCCUUUGUUAUGGUGUUAAUUUCGGAGCUUAAAUAGUAGCCUUGUGUAUACCGGCAAUAUUGACUAACCGCAAAAAUGGCAAGUGUUCUUUUGUUGGAA